AUGGAUGCUAAGGAUGCAAAGUACUUGAGGGAUAGGAAGUACCUUAGGGAGUUGGUGUUGGAGUGGAAAGUUGAUGAUACUCAUGCUUUAGAAAGUCAUUUGAUUGUACUUGAAAGUCUUCAACCCCAUUCAAACUUGAGAAGCCUCUUUAUCAAUGGUUAUGGCGGUAAAAGUUUUCCAGACUGGGUAGGGCAUCCUUCAUUCUCUAAUAUAUCAUCUCUUCAUCUAAACAACUGUAAAUUUUGUUGUAGCUUGCCACCACUUGGGCAACUACCCUCUCUGCAAGACCUCUCUAUUGUUGGGUUGAAUGGAGUUGUUACAGUAGGUCAUGAGUUUUAUGGCAUUGGAUCUUCUUCAAUGCAGCCAUUUGGAGCCUUGAAAGUUAUAAGCUUCAAGAAUAUGUUGAACUGGGAGGAAUGGGUUUCUUUCGACCCCGGAAACGCAUGUGAAGCUUUUCCUAAUCUUAGAAAUCUAAUAAUUCAGGACUGCCCUAAUUUUACAAGUUUUCUGAAAGAAGGAUUGUCUGCCCCCAACCUUGAAGAGUUCCAGAUCAAGAAAUGUAGGAGUCUUCAAUCACUACCUGACAAGAUGCACAUACUUCUUCCCUCUCUUGAGGAAUUGCAUAUAGAAGAUUGUCCAGAAGUUGAGUCGUUUCCUGAAGGGGGCUUGCCUUCCAAUUUGAAUACAAUUUCCAUAUCCAAUUGUGAUAAACUCUUAGCGAGGCGAUUGAGAUGGGAUUUGCAAAACCUCCCAUCCGUUAGAAGAUUCCAAGUCGUUGGCCAAUCUGAAGACGUGGAGUCAUUUCCCGAUGAGGGGUUGUUGCCUGCCACUCUUUCCCAUCUUCGCAUCGAAGGCUUUCCAAAUUUGAAGUCUUUGGAUAAGAAGGGGCUUCAACACCUUACUGCUCUUGAAGAAUUGAAGAUCUGGAAUUGCCCUAAGCUCCAAUGCAUGCCAGAAGACGGGCUACCUCCCUCCCUUACUACUCUAAAUAUCUCCUCUUGUCCUUUGUUGGAGAAAGAGUGGGAUAGGAAAACAGAAGAAUGGCGCAAGAUUGCUCACGUCCGACAUAAAUGGGUUAAUGGUCGUCUAGAAUGAAAUACAAACUCCACUUGUGUGCUCAUGGAUUCAGUUGCAGAUGGUCAAGGGCUCCUACUCACUUCUUCUCAACGGGUGCACCCUCUUCAUCUUUGUUCGACGGGCUUAAAAGGCUCCUCUGAGAACCCUGAAAUGGUGAACAUUCUUUUGAGAUGUCUUUUUGCUUUGGUGGCAAACUUCUCUGUUGUAGGUGUUCCAACUGGCUGGCGGUUCAGAGGUUUAUGUACACAACUUAGUUACUGAAGACAGUUUGAUCAGUCAAUUGGCAAAAUUGACUGAUACAUCUUUCUCAAAAACCAUAUGGAUUUGAAGAGAGUGUUGACCCAGCGUUUGAUGAUGGUGCCCGACGUGCUUUAGUUGUUGAAGAUUACAAGGGCCAAGGGGGUAGUUGCACAAUGCAUAUCUGCAAGUAAAAUGACUGAUGCUUUUGGGGUGCAUCGUUUUGCAAGAGCUAAAGUUUUCACUGAAAAGAAUGGAGUAUGCUCUGUGACACUCUUGCUUCUCAACUCAUGAUUGCUGGUGACACAUUUGCCGCUACUCUAUGUUACAUGUGAAUGAGAAAUAUUGAUGAAACAAUGGAAAUUUGGUCAAGUAGUUCUCGAACUGAGCACAAAGGCAAGCUUGGUACUUUACAGAUACAUUUAAACUUGUAUAUUCUUUCAGAGAAGGCUUAUUUGUUUUU
This is a messenger RNA of Alnus glutinosa, 1777 nucleotides long. RefSeq names its product putative disease resistance protein At3g14460. Lineage: Eukaryota; Viridiplantae; Streptophyta; Magnoliopsida; Fagales; Betulaceae. The transcript is spliced from 5 exons. The record is from RefSeq and is a predicted model, not a curated record. Bases 1 to 1095 code for a protein of 364 amino acids.